This is a messenger RNA of Eruca vesicaria subsp. sativa (arugula), 1935 nucleotides long. The record is from the annotation of a GenBank genome assembly. NCBI's taxonomy places the organism in Eukaryota, Viridiplantae, Streptophyta, Magnoliopsida, Brassicales, Brassicaceae.
AUGAAUAAGACCGAACGAUCUCCGGUCAACACGGAUGAAGCCAAGGGAUCCCCGACGGGAGAUCCGGAAAACGACGGCGCGGCAGAGGAUGAUAUCGCCCAGUCCUCUGAAGGAGUUGAUGAAGUUGAUCAGACUCCAGUGAUCGCGGGUGGUCUCGCCGCGGGAGGCGAGGUUGAAUGGGAUGCAAUCGGAAAUGGUGAGGCCGGGCGAUCGUCAACCGGGUCUAUGGACGUUAAAGGCAAGAGAUUACCACUUCCAUUGAUGGGAAAAAUUCCGCGAGUGUACCUCAACUUUAGUGAGAUUCUGGACACUCAACUGGGUGAUGCGAAUUUCGACCCGACUGCCGCAUUGGAGGCCGAAAAUGAGAAGGCUGGGGGUUCACUUGGCAAGGGGACCGAUCCUCCGGCAGAAGAAUUAAUAGCGGAUGAAGUGCUCGAUCGGGAUUCUGACCCCCUUCCGAAGAAGAAAAAGAAAAAGCAUAAGUCGUCUAGAAGAGCACAAGUCAACUCAGCGGAAGUUAAGACCGCUGGGGCAGAGGUUGCUCACGAGGAUCUUCCGGAUGGUGCUCGUGGAGGAAGUCAUGAGGUCACGCAGGUGACAGGUUCCAAGAAUUUACUUGGAGAGAACUUGACCGGGGGAUAUCAGAUUGAUCCGCCAACAAUGAAGAGGAAAAAGCCGAUCGAUGGUGACCCUAGUGAUUCUGGAGGUAAAAGAGAUUAUGCCACCAGCCUCUCGCAACUUACCUUGGGGUGGAUCGGGUCCGCCAACCAAGAAACCCCGCUGGCCCUUUUGGAGCGUUGGGAUUUUCAACAUAAGAAAGACACACCUUUUGUCAACGAUCAGGGAGCCUGCGCUGAGCUAUCCCGUCGUAUCAGAGGUGGCACACGCGAAAUGCCGAAAAUCCGAGAUCUCGCAUUUCUGGAAAAGUUCGCUGAGUCGGCUCGCGCGGAUGCAGUGGCCUCUGCUCGUAAGAACCACCUCAUCUUGGAGUGCGAACUCGCUAUGCGGAAGAUGGCGUUUGAUCUUGAGAAGGCUGAGACGGUGAUCAAAACAAAAGAUGCAGAGUUGGAGAAGACUCGGAAGAGUGCCUUGGAGAGGGUGAAGGAAACCGCUGUGGAGCGCAAUUGCAAUCAGCGUGAGCGCAACCAAGCUAUCGAGAGAGCCGAUGGCCUCGACGAGGACUUGGAAAAUGCUCAGACUAAAAUCGCGCAGCUGGAGCGCGAAAAAGUUGAGGAGGCCGAGAAACAUAAGAAAUUGAUGGAUUUCAUGAAACAGGCUCGUGCCGGCGAAGUUAUAUCCGAGAGGGGCCGCCUCAUGGCAGCUGCAUCCACGCGUUUUAACAAAUUUCGGAAGUACAUGGCCGAUCAGGAUGAGUUAGAGACGAAGCUUUGUUUUCAUGCCCAGGCUUCGGGGACUCUGCAGUCGUUGGAUGUGCUGGAGAAAUGGGGUUUGCAAGUCCCAAAGAGGAUGAGGGAUACCUUGACGGUCAACGAAAAGAAGUACAAGUGCGAGGUCGAGGAAGUCGAUGUUGAGGAAAUCAUAGAGCAAGAUCUCUCUUUAUCCCCUCCUCGUUCUGGACCGCUUAAGGACCUUGAUCAGUUUGGGACGAACAUGGGAUUAGUUGACUCUGCUACCGCGGUUUCUCUUCUUUCUCUGGUGGUCGUCGUUGGGAAUGAUACCGCUGCUCCGAGUUCGCAUGGUUAUGUUCAUUCGUCUGACGCUAAAACGGAAGGCGCGUCGGGUGGAGUGUUAAUGCCAGCUGCUGGAGCUGAGGAUGAUGUUCUUUCUGGGGAGAAGGCGAAAGUCGUCCAUGAGGGUUCGAUUGAGGAGAUAGAGGUUUCCGCCAAACGGUCGGCGAUGGUUCACUUGAUCCGAGCAUUUGAUUUGUCUGUUGUUGUUCGUUUGUGUUUUGGUCUUCUCGGCAUUUUGUUAUGA